Messenger RNA from Spea bombifrons (plains spadefoot toad), 1177 nucleotides. It is a transcript of the gene ALAD, whose product is annotated as aminolevulinate dehydratase. The transcript has 12 exons. NCBI's taxonomy places the organism in Eukaryota, Metazoa, Chordata, Amphibia, Anura, Pelobatidae. Gene Ontology annotation, molecular function: porphobilinogen synthase activity; zinc ion binding. Gene Ontology annotation, cellular component: cytosol. The record is from RefSeq and is a predicted model, not a curated record. Gene Ontology annotation, biological process: heme biosynthetic process. The coding region runs from base 101 to 1093 and encodes 330 amino acids.
CUGGCAGCUGUUUCCGGGUCACGUGGGAGGCAGAUCCAUGUGGGUUACUCCAGAGGGCAGAGAGUGAGCUCAGAGGGAACAGAACCGAUCAGCAGAGACCAUGCAGGCCGACUCCAUCCUUCACAGCGGGUAUUUCCACCCCGUCCUGCGAGCGUGGCAGGCGUGCGCCACCAGCCUCGAUGCCACCAAUCUCAUGUACCCCAUUUUCGUCACAGACAGCCCGGAUGCCGUGGAAGUGAUCGCCAGCCUCCCCGGACAGGCCAGGUACGGGGUUAACAAGUUGGAGGAGAUGCUGCGCCCUCUGGUGGCCGACGGUUUAAAAAGCGUUCUGAUCUUCGGCGUUCCGAGCAAAGUGACCAAGGACGAUCGGGGCUCCGCAGCGGAUGCAGAAGAUACGCCGGCCAUCCAGGCCGUCCAGACGAUCCGCGCGGCUUUCCCUGAGCUGCUGAUAGCCUGCGAUGUCUGCCUUUGUCCCUACACCUCCCACGGACACUGCGGGAUCCUCAGGGAAGAUGGCACCAUUCAGAAUGAACUCAGUUGCGAGCGAUUAGCCGAGGUGGCCCUCGCUUAUGCCCGUGCAGGAUGCCACGUGGUGGCCCCGUCGGAUAUGAUGGACGGACGCAUUGGCGCCAUAAAGAAGGCUUUGAUUUCCAAUGGACUGGGAAAUAAGGUGUCGGUCAUGAGCUACAGCGCUAAGUUUGCCUCCUGCUUCUACGGACCGUUUAGGGACGCAGCUUUGUCCAAACCGGCCUUUGGAGACCGGAAGUGUUACCAGCUACCCCCAGGAGCACGAGGACUGGCCAGCAGGGCGGUGGAUCGGGAUGUCAGGGAGGGAGCGGACAUGCUUAUGGUGAAGCCUGGAAUGCCGUACUUGGACCUGGUCAGAGAAGUCAAGGACAAGCACCCUGCCUUACCGCUGGCCGUGUACCACGUUUCCGGUGAAUACGCCAUGCUGUGGCACGGAGCCCAGGCUGGGGCAUUUAACCUCAAGGUUGCCGUGCUGGAAGCCAUGACGGGCUUUCGGCGAGCAGGAGCGGAUAUCGUUAUAACUUAUUACACCCCCCAACUCCUGAAGUGGAUUAAGGAGGUGUAAGGGGACCCUCUGAGCGCAUGUGCCGACCUCCCCGAGGCACUGCUUCCAUCCCCUGCCCUCCCCUGAAGCUACUUACAAAUCCUU